Messenger RNA from Triplophysa dalaica, 7301 nucleotides. It is a transcript of the gene kcnd2, whose product is annotated as potassium voltage-gated channel, Shal-related subfamily, member 2. Lineage: Eukaryota; Metazoa; Chordata; Actinopteri; Cypriniformes; Nemacheilidae. The transcript has 6 exons. The coding region runs from base 576 to 2366 and encodes 596 amino acids. Gene Ontology annotation, molecular function: A-type (transient outward) potassium channel activity; protein binding. The record is from RefSeq and is a predicted model, not a curated record. Gene Ontology annotation, biological process: protein homooligomerization; potassium ion transmembrane transport. Gene Ontology annotation, cellular component: voltage-gated potassium channel complex; membrane.
CGGAAGCGGAUGAAGCAACUUCCACCGAAUCAAUUGUUGCUGCUACACUUUAACCUCGGGCGCACGUUUUAGUUCACGUUACAGUUAGACUUUACAAAACACCUGUCACCAUCGACUGGAUUACAUUUAAACGACACGAGGAGGAAAGUGGUGUUUUUUCUUUCUUUCAACAUUGCCGCACUUGCCGGUGCGGUCUUGCUUCCCUAUGAAAGAACCACUGUGGUAAUUUUCUAUGAGAGCGUCAGGGUGACACGAGUCGUGGUUACUAGAAAGGCAUGUCCUUGGACAGCGGACUUUUUUAGUCGAAUCCUCCACUUCACUUCUAAACUUGUUGCUUUUGGUCCGCAGCAUCUACGGAAACGCAUUUUGGAUACUUCGGGCGCUCGUUUUUUCGCGACGGCGGAAAGCAACGGCAAAUAAAGUGGACUUUAACUUAUCUAUAUGUAAAAAGAACUCUAAUUGUGAUCGAAACGUAUUUAUGAGGAGAUGUCCUUUUCCUGCUUGGCGGAUCUGUGAGCGCAAAACGGAGCACCGACUCUGCUUCACUUGCACCGGGUCUCGCACAUUGGGUCACCAUGGCAGGUGGAGUCGCAGCGUGGCUACCAUUCGCGCGCGCCGCGGCCAUAGGAUGGAUGCCCGUGGCGAGCGCCCCGAUGCCCCUUCCACCGCGGGACAAGAGGCGAAGUCAGGACGGGCUGAUAAUCUUGAACGUAAGCGGCUCUAGGUUUCAAACUUGGCGGAAUACUUUGGAGAGGUACCCUGACACUUUACUGGGAAGCACAGAACGCGACUUCUUUUUCCACGAGGAGACCAACGAGUACUUUUUUGACCGCGAUCCGGACAUAUUCAGACACAUUCUUAACUUUUACCGAACAGGAAAGCUACACUACCCUCGUCACGAGUGCAUCUCCGCCUAUGACGAGGAGCUGGCCUUCUUCGGCAUCAUUCCCGAGAUAAUAGGGGACUGUUGUUAUGAGGAGUACAAAGAUCGCAGGCGAGAGAAUGCUGAGAGAAUUCAAGACGAUGCGGAAAACGAAAAUAAUAACGAUAUGGUGGUGCCGUCCUUGUCGUUCCGCGAGACCAUGUGGAGAGCUUUUGAGAACCCUCACACAAGCACCAUGGCGCUGGUGUUUUAUUACGUCACGGGCUUUUUCAUAGCCGUUUCAGUUAUGGCCAACGUGGUGGAGACGGUCCCGUGCGGCACCGCGUCAAACAGGGUAAAAGAGCUCUCGUGCGGGGAGCGCUAUGCCCUCGCGUUCUUCUGUUUGGAUACGGCCUGCGUCAUGAUUUUCACGGUCGAGUACCUGCUUCGACUGAUUGCUGCGCCCAGCAGGUACAAGUUUGUCAAGAGCGUGAUGAGUGUCAUUGACGUGGUGGCCAUCAUGCCUUAUUAUAUCGGGCUGGUCAUGACGGACAACGAGGACGUGAGCGGGGCCUUCGUCACCCUCAGGGUCUUCAGGGUCUUUCGGAUUUUCAAAUUUUCGCGGCACUCUGCUGGACUGCGCAUCCUGGGGUACACACUGAAGAGUUGCGCGUCUGAACUGGGCUUCCUGCUCUUCUCGCUCACCAUGGCCAUCAUCAUCUUCGCCACCGUCAUGUUCUACGCAGAGAAGGGCUCCUCCUCCAGCAAGUUCACUAGCAUACCGGCCGCUUUCUGGUACACCAUAGUCACCAUGACAACGCUGGGAUAUGGAGACAUGGUUCCCAAGACCAUUAUGGGAAAGAUCUUCGGCUCUAUUUGUUCUCUGAGUGGCGUGCUGGUGAUCGCUCUUCCCGUGCCCGUCAUCGUGUCCAAUUUCAGCCGGAUCUACCACCAGAGUCAACGUGCAGAAAAGCGGCGUGCCCAAAAGGCAUCUAAAGAGGCGGGCCAAUCUCUGGUAUGUAAGGCCAACCCCAUUUUUGAUACCGAUCAUCACCAUCUUCUUCACUGCUUGGAGAAAACCACGAAUCAUGAGUUUGUGGACGAGCAGACCUAUGAGACGAGCUGUAUGGAGGUUUCUGGAAUGAAGCAAUCGAUGUCUUGCUCUUCAUCAUCGUCUUCCUCUCCGCACGGCCUCACUUGCUGCUCGCGUAGGAACAAGCGCAAGAGCUUUAACGUCCCCAAUUCCAACAUGACAGGUAUACGCAGAGGCAGCAUACAGGAGCUCAGCACCAUCCACAUCAGAGAGAGACCGCAGAGCAACAGUCGUUCCAGCCUCAAUGCCAAGUUCGAGGAAACGGUACCUCUUAAUUCGGAAGAGCAGCCCUACAUCACUGCCGCUGUCAUCAGCAUGCCGACUCCGCCUGUGACCACGCCCGAGGGUGGAGACUCCUCCUGCUCAACCGACUUCUUGCGAAGCAACAUUGUCAGGGUGUCGGCCCUAUAGACCAUCCACAGUGACCAUUAGCUGUUUUAUUUGGCGAUUGGACGCUGGAACAGGAGGAAUUGAUGGAGCCCUCUAGUGUAGUAGAGGAGGCAUUGCAGCAGGGCGGGCCGUAGCUGGGUUUUUUACCGGCUCAUGUCCAGGGCUCUGCUUCGCUGUUCCGGGAUGUCAGCUCCGCCUGGGGGCUCAUACAUCAUGUGACUCACACGUGGGCCCAAUAGGCUUUCACUCAACCCAUAGAGGAAAUGGAAAACGAUAACCAUACAAGUGUGGUUAUUCUAGCUUCUAUACUUUUGAGUAUUGUGUGUGUUUGAAUUUGUUGUCUUAAACUUAAUGAGAUCGACAGCUAUUUGUGAUUAUGAGUGUACCAGCAGGGGUGGGAUUUUACAGUAUGAUAUUUACAAGCUCUACACACCGAUACUUUUGAUACUUCGAAGUAAAGCUGGGCUCUACUAGGGUACAUGGUUUUUGCGUGCGUGCGCGUAUGGUAAAGACCGGUCUCUUGCAUGUUUUGCAUUCAUAAGUCUUUGUCUUAUUUCCAAUUCGGCAUGAGCAAUAAGGAUUGGCUGUGUGGGUGUGUUUAAUUGUCAGUAUUUUGCCUAGUUAUACAGUAUUGAUUUGCAGCAACCUUGAGCCCCCAGAAUGAGCAGCUGUCAAAUAAAGGUUUUUUGUUUGUUGGCCUUUGUGGUGAUAAACAGAAAAUCUGUCAUAGACAUGUUGCAUUCACCUCUCGCUCGGCCUGAUAGAAUGUUUAUUUUUCCUUUUCUCGUGACCGAGUGUGAAGCAGAGGUGACCGGAAAGGGAAGCAACCUUUUGCGUUUCCGUGUCUGGAGAUUUUGGGCUCACGCUGACGGAUGAGGUUCGAGGACUUGAAUACUAGCCAUUCCAUUUUAUACUCAAAAGUUUGCCAGUUAACUGUGAAAAGAAAAACAAUGUACUUAUUUUAUUUAUAAUGUUUGAUGAAAUUCCACUACUGUGCAUGUUGUCGUGAUCAUGGUGAAGCCUUGACCAGAACAUUGGCCCGUCUCUAAUUAAAAAAGGGAUUUAUAAAGAGCAACUAUUCUCCAGAGGAACUGACUUCAGGUUUAGAUAUGACGUUGACACCAAUUAAAACGAUUGUUUUUUGCAGAUUUGCAAUCCAGGCAUUCACAGCCGCUCAGUGUUAGUGUAAAUUCGCUGUAAAAGGCUGAAUCUGGGUGCAAUAAAAAAGAAUAAUCUAAAAUGCAAAAUAUCUUAAUAGCCUUAAGACAGGCUUUAUUUUCUAUAAACUAAAAUAAUUUGUAUGCCUGAUUUUGGGCUGAAAUAUGUUCUCGACAGGUUUCAUGACUUUCACCCUAAAGCAAGCGUUUAAAAAAAACUCUAUUCACCCCAAAAAAAUGAAUGAAUCAUCUCUGCCGUUUGAUGUUUGGAAUUAGCAAGAAGUUAGUCUGUAAUGUCAGAAGAUAUUUUUUAGGAUAUUUUUUAAACGGAUGUCAGAGAAGAUUCUCGCUCGGCACAUACACACGCGCACACACACCACCGCCCCACUGCUCAAUGCCUGCACUCAUUCCUGCUUUACCAUGUGACUUAUGCAACAAGAUUCCUUUUGUAAAGAUAUGCUUUGUAUUAAAGGGGAUAAUGGGGGAAUAGAGUCUCACAAAUGCAUAUUUUUAAAACGAUGUCGAUUAUAUAUUCUAAAUGUAUUUCAGUUGUAAAAUACAAAAAAAUGAAAAGUUAAAAACAGAGUUAAGGGAGAGUGUUACUCGUGCACCUGUGCUGUAAAUUUGUUCUUCGGUGUGGUGAAAUUUAUCGCGGUUUCUUUUUCCUAAUUUUCAUUGACGUGAAAUGUAAUGUCUCACUGUUUACUUUCCGGAUAGCCAACUAAACGCAGCAGGACCGUGUGUUUAGAUUUGGAGGUUUUCUAUUUCCUGUUUUGAGCAGAGGACUGAAAGAGUGCAUGUGCUCACAGACUCGUGCCGUUUCAUCAUCCACCAACACCUUUUUUUGUUUUAGGACCCAUGAGGGACUUUUAAAAAGGGACUUCCUGUUUGUGACAUAAUGUACAUUUAAAUGACUACAGGAUGAUGAGCGUCCUUUGUAAUUUGUUACAGCUUGUGUUAUGGACAUGAAAAUAUGUGAAUUACUGAAAAACAAUGAAAAAAUACAAAGCAGUUGUUUAGUCCGGUGCAGUGUAUAUGAAUAAAUAGAAAUAAUUCAUUGUCCUAUUAAAACUCAGACAAAAAGACAUUGUUGCAUUGUGAUCAUUGAGGAUAUUUUUAUCUCUCAGUUUUCGUCAAUGUACACAUUUUCAAUACUCCAUGAAAUCUGUAUACAACUGUAUGCUGGUGUACUUCUAACAUUUUAUAAACAAAAAGAAUUUUCUUGUUUUGAGAUUUCUAACCCUGUGCCCAAAUUUGCAUACUAUCAAUCCUUAAUAGUACUCGAAAACAGAAUUAGUAUGUUGAAAUUACCAUCCUUAACAGCCUAGGUAACAAUAGUCACUUGUUUGUAUAUUGCAGAAUAGCAUAGGAACAAAAAUGUACCAAAACUCAGUGAACUGUAUUAUUUUGCUGCCUUAAAUGUAUAAGUACAAUUAAACUGGUUUUACAGGUCAUUUCCUGAUACUGUUACCAUUUUUAUCAUAUUUACAUUAACUCAACUUAUUAAAACAAGUUUAAAUUGCUUAACUCAUUUUAAUAAGUUACAGUAACUCAUCGCUAAGUUUCAAAGAGUUGAAAUGACCUAGGCACCAAAACAUUUCAGGGCACAACUAGGCGAAUUGUGACGCUGCAUCACCCAGUGUGUAUUUUCUUCCAAUGCCUCAAUAAUACGCUUCAAUACGCAUUUUUCCUAGGCGGCACUUUCAAAGGAAUCGUCUUUGUCCGGCAACUGAACAUGAUUAAGUUACACCUAAGCUUUCAAAUGCGGUGACCACUUGUCUCUUAUAUACACUUGGAUGGGAAGAAAUGGCGACCGCAUCUAUUUAUUGUACUCGCUGUGCAGCACAAGAGCUGUGCUGAGCUCCCUGUACGCGUGCGAUAGGACUGGACAUUAGCAUAUUUCCCAUCAGGCCGAUGGUAAUUGAGAUGUUUGAAGUUGGUUGUAGGAAGAGGCAGUAUCGCAGAGCUGCCGAAGGCAUUGAGAAGUGGGGGACCUCGUCACAAAAGGGGGGAUGUUGGAGUCGAGCCUUGCGCAAGCUGCAGCUGUCUGUUGGUGACCUCGCUAUUUUUACGAAGAGGUGAAAAGUUAAUGGUUUUAUUUCCCGACUGGCUUGUUUUACUGUACUCCGCAAAAGGAAAGGGGAGCCUAUAUGUGAUAGUAACGUGUGCAACCAGGCUUUUAAGUGACACGCAGUCAACCGAUCUCAGCGAGAGUCUUGACUGAAAAUAUGUUUUGACAGGGAUUUAACAGAGUAGGUAAACACUGCAGCACAUGGUCACACAAGGAAGAUAAGAUUACAGGGAUAUGGCCAGAGUGGGAAGCUGCCGCAGGAUCAUAUCUCUCUCUCUCUCUCUCUCUCUCUCUCUCUCUCACUCACUAACUCACUCAUACACAGGAGAUGAAUGGGGGGGGGGGUUUGUAACAAGAGAGGAAACAGUAUGUCUUUUGUAAAGCUUGUAUGACGGCAAUCCUGUGCUCGUCUCGUUCAUAAGUCUCAUCCUGCAUCAGCAGAGCUCUGGGGACAAGAGGAAGCUGACAGACGCUUUUCUAGUCCCUCUGUGAGCUUUUCAUGAAUAUGUUCGUAAUAUUGCAGUCGGUGUGUGAAUUUUAUUUAUGCAUUGGAAACCUUCAAGGAGGUAUUGCCUGUAGCAUACUACACAUUUUGUCAAACGCAGGCAGGUCACAUUCACCAAAAUGUCUAAUAUGCAACAAUAAAUACCGCCUGGAAUACCUGGAAAAGGAACAGUUCACCCAAAAAUGAAAAUCCUGUCGUCAUUUACUUGCCUUUAGAUUGUAGGAAAAAAGGAAGAUAUUUGGAAGGGUGUUAGCAAUGUUCAGUUCUGGAAUAUCAUUGAAUACUAUAGGAGGACAAAAUUUAUGAUACUCAAAAGUGCUCCAGAACUGUUUGCUUUCCUUGAUUCCUAAAAAUAUUUAAUUCUGUGUUCAACAGAACAAACAAUAUACAAUAUUUUUUUCUAUUAUGGUAGUGAAUGAUGUUUCCGAACUGAAAAUUGCUUACAUUCUUGCAAAUAUCUUUCUUUGUGUGCAACAGAACAAAGCAAUUCAACAGGUUUGUAACAACUUCAGGGUGAGUGAAUGGUGACGGAAUUUUAAUUUUUGGGUAAACUGUCCCUUUAAUGGUCGGUUUUGUUGGUUGCAACACGUUUUUUUGUUUUUAUACUUCAAGUCGUCUGUCCUGUUACGGUCUCUGGAAGAAUAACAAUGUGCUAGAUGUGGCAUUUCAUCACCGGAAGUAAUAACAAGAGCAUUUUUAACCCUUGUAUGGGGUUGAUGUUUUUGUUAUUCAGCCAAUGUUUAUACCCGAAGCAUUUUCAGUUUUUAGAUCAGCACGGAAAUAAAGAUGAUAAAAAAUAGAUUAUAACAAAGACAUAUGAAUAUUAUUUUUCGAACACCGCAGUUAAAUCGCAUUGAAAAGGUUUUUGUAAAAAAAGUACUAAAAACAAAAUCUGUGAUAUGGGUGAAAAACAUGUUUUUCGUGAAUAAGUAAACAUGUCAUAAAACGUCAUUUUUUAGAACAACAUUUAAAACGCGUCUCACUGACCCGAACAAGGGUUAAACAUUUAUUUCAACAAAUUGCAUACUUCUGUUGUAAAUGUUUAUCGCUACAUAAUACACUGUUUGCAUACUAAAAACAGUAUGCAGUAUCCUUAUUAAACAGCACAUGUCUCAUUUUAUCUGUUUCCUUUCUCUCCUUCUAUCCGUCUCUAUGUCUGUGUGCUCUUUAUUGAAGAUGUUUUAUUCAUUGCUUUACAUCUGUUAAAAUUCAUGAAGCAGACA